Molecule: messenger RNA, 4313 nt
Organism: Sus scrofa (pig)
Lineage: Eukaryota; Metazoa; Chordata; Mammalia; Artiodactyla; Suidae
Gene: RTL5
Product: retrotransposon Gag like 5
Source: RefSeq, a predicted model, not a curated record
GGGGGGGAGGCGGCGCGCGGCGGCCAGUGGGCGCCCGCGGUUCCCCAAGACCCGCCCCGGCCGGGGGUGGGGGUGGGGUGGCGCGGGCCGCGCUUAAAAGGCGGGGACGCGCCAGCCGCAAGAUUUUUCCUCGACAGAUCGUGCCGCAGUCCUCUCCCUCUCUCGCGCCGCCUGCCUCCGCCGGCCCGAUAACCGCCUCACCGCCUGCCUCCUCCGCGCCGCGCCUCCCGGCUCUCGCUGCCGCCCGCCCUCUCCGCUCCCCUGGACGAGGUAAAGCGCCCCGGCCGAGCCGCCCGGUCCUCCGCGCUAGCCCCGGUGGGUGUGGCUCGGCCUCCCGCGCGCCCCGCCGCUGCCGCCGCCCCCUGCUCUUCUCGCUGCCCCCAACUCCCCAUCCCACCCCAGCCCGCAGGCCCAGGCCCCCAGCUAGUCCCGAUGUCCGAGGCUGCCGGGAAUCUCAAUAGCCUCCGCAUGGCGAACGUGGCCUUGCGAGAAGAAUUAAAUGCCCUUCGCGGGGAGAAUGCCAACUUGGGCUUCCAGCUCGGCAGAGCCCUGGCCGAGGUCAAUUCCUUGCGGGGCAAUGUCUCGAGCUACAUGCGCUGGCCGAUGCCAGUGAUGCCCGUCCUUGCCGAGGAGAACUUUGAGUUCCCGCUCAGUGAGAUUGACGCUGUUCCCGAGGGAGAAGUGCCCUUCCUGUGCUGGCCUCCGCAGCGCGCCGAGCCCGAGUACGCCCCGGACGAACUGUUGAUUAGCGUGAUCCAGGAUUGCGGCACCUCCGGAGGGCCCGCCGACCCGCCCACGAUGCCCAGCCCGCCCCCGCCGGCGCUGCCCCCGCCCCCGGCCAAGGAGCUGCCCCCGCAGCCUCCUCUGCCGCCGCUGGAGCGGCCCGAGAUAGAGCCCUUUUCGGGCGACCCAGUCUACCUGGCUGAAUUCCUGAUGCAGCUAGAGACUUUCAUAGCCGACCAUGAGGAUCAUUUCCCCGGGGGCGCUGAGCGGGUGGCCUUUUUGAUCUCUUUUUUCGCUGGCGAAGCCAAGGACUGGGCUGUCUCAGUCACCCAGGAAGGAAGCCCCCUGCAUGCCAACUUCCCGCGCUUCCUAGAUGAAAUCCGUAAGGAAUUCUGUGGCCCCAUCCCCCCAAGUGUGGCAAAAAAGGCCAUCCGCAAGCUCAAGCAGGGAGACUGUACCCUGGGCAGCUAUGCAGAUGCUUUUCAGUUCCUCGCUCAAUUCCUCUCUUGGGAUGACUGCCGCCUUCAAAAUCAAUUCCUCAAAGGCCUGUCAGAAUUCUUCCGCAAGGAGCUCUUAUGGUCAACUGAAAUGGCCGACCUGGACGAGCUGAUUCUUGAGUGCGUGGAGAUAGAGAGAAAAGUGCGUGUCCCCAAGCCAAUCCCACUCCCUGGGGUUCGCAAUAUUUUCUUCCCUUUUGCAGCAGACCCUCAUCUCGAAGGUGAGGAGGGAGAAGAGUGUUACAGUGGGGAUGAAGAUGAAGAGGCACGCAGGCGCAGGCUUCAGGACAAGGACCAGCGGUGGCGCGUGAGAGCUGUUCAGCAGGAGACCAGGGAGGAGAAGAGGAGGAAGAGAGAGGAAGAGAUGAGAAAGAAGGAGCUGAAACAGAAAGGGGAGGAAGACGAGGAGGAGGAAGAAGUGGAGGAGGAGGAAGAAGAGGAGGAGGAGAUGAGGAAGAAGAGGAAGAAGGAAGAGGAAGAUCAGAAUAAGGAUGAGGAAGAAGAUGAAGAUGAGGGUGGCCGCCAGGAACCAGAGCAGGAGCCGGAGCCGGAGCCAGAACAGGAGCAAGAGACGGAGGAUGAGACCCAAGACGAUGACCUGGAUGAGCUGAUGGAGAUGGAGCCCACCUACGCGAACGCUUCCUCCCAGACUUCUGGCUACUAUCAUGAAAAUUUCCUAGAUGUGUCACCUCCCAUCAUACAGCCCAGCAGACGGAGGAACCAGAAUCGAGUCCCACUUUUGGAGGGCCUUCCGGGUACCAAUUCACCCUUCUACAGUUCGCCGCCACUGAUUCGCCGCGCAGGUCGCCUAGGGCAACGCCAAAUUCGCCGCCGUCCCCCAGUGCUAUUCCGCCUCACUCCGAGACAGGGGGGCCACCGGGCCGCACGGGGCCGAAUCCGCGUGUGAGCGCUGGGCCAAGCUGGCCCCCCAGGAACACACCCUUCCACUGCAUCCCCUGCCCCCUGCUUUCGCUGCCACCCCUGCCCCCUUCACUGACCAGUACUUAAGGGCGUUCCAGACCUGCCAAACCCGAAGAAGACCUGGAGAACUCCAGACCAUCCUUUGACCAUGACCAGGAAGUAACAUAUGUGCGACCAAGGCCAUCUGGGAAAGGAGGGCUCAGCGAUAGCUGUCCUCUCCGCACACACGCUGCUCAGUCCUGCCAUGAGCCAGAGAGCAGGUUUCUGGGCCUGUUCCCAUAUAUGAACUGGUCACCCUCUCGUAUUUCCCCUCUAGCUGUUCCCAGCCCUCACCUCUCCAGCGUUGAUUCACCCCGUGUCCUACGGUUUAAUCCUCUGACUGGCCAACCAGGACUUCACCCAAUGCCUCACUGAUCUGCCCCAGUGAGCCAAAGGACAGGCUCCACUGAACUCCUAAAGCCACUGAGGCCACUUACAAGGGAUAAGUGGCAGAGAGCAGGAGAAAUGUACCCAGAAUCCUACACUUGCUUUGGGUCACACCUUUAGCAGAAGGGCCCCAAAGAGGCCCCUGCAUCUAGCCCAGUGAGAGUAUGCAAAACCACAUGUCCAGUGGAACACCCAUCUGAGACCCAUACUUGACUGACUGAGCAAGCUGGUUCCAUUUUCCAAAAGACUACGGGCUCAGGGCCUCAGGACUCACCAGAUCUGGGACCCUCUUGUUUUACUCCCCUGCCCUCCUGGGCAUCCUUAGUGGACAGAGCCCAAUGUUCCAGGUCCUACCCCUUUCCUUGAUGUUGCCUAAAGGGUAGGCAGUUGGGGGGGUGGAGGGUUGGGGGAGGAGGAGAAAGCAGCAGCAACGACUCAGUUUGACCUCGAAGGAGUGACUCUUUCCUUAGGGAUGGUGGUAUCCUCCCCAAGCCAGGCCUUGGACUGCAGUCUCCAGCUAAAGGUCUUGGCAGGAGAGCUGUCAUUCUUGGGGUUCCAGAGGUGGCCUAAUUGGCCUUUCCUUCCUGGAUGGCCCAAGAGAGAGAGAGGCCCAAGCCCUGCUCUUCGACUCCAACUUAAAGGACUCCUUAGUUCUGAGAGGAGAGAGGAAGGUUCUCUCUACAGAGACUGCACCCUCUGCAGCCUUGCAGCCGGAAUGACCUUGCAUCUCUCACAUGCGGGGCAAGCCAUGGCCUGGUGCUGGGCAUCCAUCAAGUAGAUGGUGAGGCUUAAGAGGCUGACUGCCUCCUAGUAACUCCUGGGGAUUCUGGGUACUAUCUCAGGGACCCUCCUAGAAAACAUUGCUCCUGCAGUGAAAAAUACACACUAUGUCACUCUGGCCACAGAAUGCCAGCCAGAUGCACUGCUGGCCUGAACUGCCCUCCACACUGGGCUUCCUGCACAGAGCCUGGCAGCCAGAGCGUCUAUGGCCAGAGGGAGGAAAGCUUAGUAAGUUAAGCCUCUGUUCCUCACUGGAGCCUGACAGAUACUCUCAGCCCAGCUUUAGAAUUUUGAACCCAGAGGCAAGAGAAAGGACCUGGAGGAAGAAAAGUCACAGAGCAACCCAGUCCUCCGGCUGGUUUCUGGUGAGGCCUCUGUUCAUCAGCGAAAGCUGUUUCCUCAGGAGAGAGUUCCAGAAGGGGAACCUCUAUUCUCCGAGGCCACAGACCCUGUUUGCUGAUGUCAACACGCUGGCCCUGCUGCCCACGUCCCUGCCAGAGAAGUGCAAAGGACAGGUGCCUUGCACCCUCACCUCCAGGGACCUCUCCGCACAGGCCCUGCCUGUUCCCAUGGUGCUUCUCUUCCUGAGCUCCUGUAUCCUCCACCAGGGAAAGAGCAGAUGAGCAGUGAGCUGGUUUCUGGCCCUUUGGUGGCAAGGGAGCUUGAUCUCCCCUUUGGCCCCUCCCCCCCUUUUCCAGAUCUUCAAUAUUGUGAUGUAACAGCCAUAAGAGCUGUAAGAGGAACUAUGGGCUUUGGGUGCUUUCUUGGGUUGAAAGAGGGGUGGGUGGGGGUGGGGGGCUGCAUGCAGGGGUAUGAAGGCAGCCCAAGGAUUCCCAGAGACCCGGGAGGAAAUCGUUUGGAAUAAAUGUGUUAUUGUGUUAUUGUUGCAUUGCUGUGUCGUGAAGAUAAGAAAUUGUUCUGUAUGCUAAAGCUUCCUCCUCAAUAAAAAGAUAAAGGGUGUGUAAA